GUCAUCAGAUAUAUUCAUUAGAAAUGUGAUUGAGCAGCUGGUGAUGCUUGGGUGGGAGAUUGGACCAAAAAUUAUCUGAGAUCCCCUCCAACUCUAAGAUGAUAUGAUUUUAUAGAUUAUAUCCCCACAUCAAAGAACUGUUGCCUCACAUUUAAAGAAGAAGAAAGGAGGAACAUGAACCAGACCAACCAGACCUGGGUGACAGAAUUCCUCCUCUUGGGACUCUCUAAUGACCCUCAGACUCAGGUGCUGCUUUUUGUAUUGUUCCUGGGGGUCUACCUGGUUACUGUGCUUGGAAGCUUACUCCUCAUCUACCUAGUUUUGACUGACUCACAGCUCCAUAUACCCAUGUACUUUUUUCUAUGCAACUUGUCUGUAGCUGACCUUUGCUUCUCUACCAACAUUGUUCCCCAGGCCAUGAAUCAUAUGCUGACCAGAAAAAAGGUAAUUUCCUUCAUGGGUUGUGUUGCUCAGCUUUUUCUUUUCCUCAUUUUUGGAGCUACCCAGUGUGCCUUAUUAGCUGUGAUGUCUUAUGACCGGUACUUGGCAAUCUGUGAUCCCAUGCAUUAUCCUAUCAUUAUGACAAGGAGGAUGUGUAGCCUUUUGGCCUUGGGGUGCUGGAUCAGUGGUAUUUUAAUAUCCUUGGUGGACACUACAUUCACACUACAUCUUCCCUUCAAAGGAGACAACAAGAUUGCUCAUUUCUUUUGUGAAGCCCCUGCCCUCCUUGAUGUGGCAUCUGCAGAUACUCACAACUCACAAAUGGUUAUUUUCCUCAUGGGUGUGGUGAUUCUUCUUGCACCUGUAUCCCUGAUCCUGGUCUCCUAUGGCUCUAUUAUAGUAACUGUGGUCAGGAUGAAGACAACCUCUGGGAGACUCAAGGCAUUCUCCACCUGUGGCUCCCACCUCCUUGUAGUCAUCCUUUUCUAUGGAUCCGCAAUAAUUUCCUAUAUGACCCCCAAAUCCUCCAAAGAACAGGCCAAACUGGUUUCUGUGUUCUAUGCUGUGAUUAACCCUAUGCUUAAUCCUCUCAUCUAUAGCCUGAGGAACAAGGAUGUGAAAAGGGCAUUCAGGAAUGCAACCAACAGGGGGAAACCCUGUAGACCCUGAACCUAACAAUGUAAUUGCAUUUGACCAUAUCUUUUUAUCUUUAACAUUAUUGUGUAGAUUCCUGAUAGGAGUUGUGUAGACUCCUGGUAGGAGCUGUGUAGACUUCCUAUGACUGGUGGUAAAGAAUGUAUUAAUAUAUUGUCCUUAAAUUAUUUUUACAUAUAUAAUAAUUAUUGUAUAUCCUUACAA
This is a messenger RNA of Monodelphis domestica (gray short-tailed opossum), 1299 nucleotides long. RefSeq names its product olfactory receptor 2D2. Gene Ontology annotation, molecular function: olfactory receptor activity; G protein-coupled receptor activity. Gene Ontology annotation, biological process: G protein-coupled receptor signaling pathway. The record is from RefSeq and is a predicted model, not a curated record. Gene Ontology annotation, cellular component: membrane. Lineage: Eukaryota; Metazoa; Chordata; Mammalia; Didelphimorphia; Didelphidae.